This is a messenger RNA of Rodentolepis nana, 1050 nucleotides long. The record is from the annotation of a GenBank genome assembly. NCBI's taxonomy places the organism in Eukaryota, Metazoa, Platyhelminthes, Cestoda, Cyclophyllidea, Hymenolepididae.
AUGUGUGAACACCAUGGGCAUUGUGAUCAUAUUCAAGCUGCUGAAGAGACAGCAAAUUUAUAUAGCCUUUAUAAAUAUAUUGAUAUCGAAAACUUAGUGUGCCUUAAUGAACGUGUUGCCGAUUCGGGAAAGAAGGUCUUUAAACCGUUUGAGGAAAGGAAAGACUCAGAUACAUUUGUUGAAAGUGAUGUAGACGAAGAGCUUCUAUUUAACAUACCUUUCAAUGGUUCUAUAAAGUUGAAAGGCAUUAUUGUCGCGGGUGAAAAUGGAGAGACUCAUCCUGCUUCAGUAUCUAUUUUUAAAAAUAGGUCCUAUAUGACAUUCGACGAUUCAAAUGCUGAACCGGAUCAGGUCCUUGAAUUACACGAGGAUCCUAAUGGGGAGAUUACAUACCCGCUAAAAGUAAUGAAGUUUGGUUCAGUACAGCACCUCAGUCUUCAUUUCAAGUCGAAUUUCGGUGUCAUGGAAAAUCUCUUCGAGCAAUUUUUAAGAGAUAUUGGUCGCGAUAUUGACCAAUUUGAGCGAGCCUAUCCAAGGUUGCCUUCCCGUUCUUCACAGAAGCAGGAACGGAUUAAUGAACUUUGGGUGAAAUUGCAUGAACUUUAUAACAAACAGGAAUGUCUCAGACGUAGCUAUAAUGAAAUUGUUAAUCAGCUAACCACAAUCUCCCUUGGAUUACCAGAUUGGGUGUUCAAUUAUGAGACGCCGGAGUAUCAAUAUGAUCAGGAAGUCGAAUUCUAUCAAGAAGGAGGCGAAGAAGGGGAAUAUACUGAAGAAGAAAUUGAGCCAUUGAGUGCGGAUUUUUUAAAUUUUAUGCUGAAAACAUACAGGCAUCAAGAACAGAGAGAUAAAAUGAAGGCUAAGGAAGAAGCCGCUUCUGUUAAAUUUCCACCUCUUGUUGAUAUAUCUAACAACUUAGAAUCGAAUUCGAUGAUCGCGAAGCGUCUACAAUUGGAAACAAAGAUUGCCAACUUCUAUGAAAAGUUUAGCGAAUGCAGGCAUAUGCCUUUCUGGCCGAUUGUACCGCUGAGGAAAGUGCCUCGGCGGUGA